GGGCAGGGCGGGCCCGAGGGGAGGCGCCGGUGCGGAAGGUACCAGCCCCUUCCGCCGCCCUGGGCUUGCUGGCGUCGCUGCCAGGCACCCUUCUGAGCCGCUGGGAGGCUUGCCCCGAGCUGAGGGGCACCCUGUUUCGGCACCCAAAAAGAGGCAGAUGUGUGUGUGUGUGGGUGAUUUCCUCAGAGAGUCCCGUGCCUGCCCUCAGCUUAGCGUGAGGCCUCCUACCUUAUCAAGGACGUGGGUUGUCGGCACGGUUGCUGCAGCCACGGUGUUGUUCUCAAGCUCUUAACACACAAGCUACGACUUUGCUUCUAAGGCAGAGGGUGGCCACUGAUGCAGACCGCGGGUUUAUGCUGUUACCCAACAUUUUGAGGGGCCUAUGCUAUGCUGACGCGGGGAGCUGCACCGUAGCGUGGCCUCUGUGGAGGGCUCGGGGUGCAGUAGCUGAUGCCUCCACCCUGGUGAUUUCAAUGUAUCUCACGUUCCAGCCGUGAGUCAUUUAAUCAUCUUGCCUUGGCGGAGAGGUGAGGAAAAGGUCAGCGCUGAGAGAUGAGUGAAAAAUGUCUUUUAUUUUCAACUGAUCUUGGAGAGCAUGUUGCAGAGUACAGGAUUGGACAGCUGUACAUGAUAAGCAAGCACAGCCAUGAGCAGAGUGACCGAGGCGAAGGUGUGGAGGUGGUGCAGAAUGAACCCUUUGAAGAUCCAAACCAUGGCAAUGGUCAGCUAACGGAAAAAAGAGUCUAUCUCAACAGCAAGCUGCCUAGCUGGGCUAGAGCAGUGGUCCCCAAAAUAUUUUAUGUUACAGAGAAGGCUUGGAAUUAUUACCCUUAUACAAUCACAGAAUACACAUGUUCAUUUUUGCCUAAAUUCUCCAUUCACAUAGAGACAAAAUACGAGGACAACAAGGGGAGCAACGACAGUAUUUUUGAUAAAGAAGCUAAAGAUCUGGAGCGAGAAGUCUGCUUCAUCGAUAUCGCCAGCGAUGAAAUUCCUGAGCGCUACUACAAAGAAUCAGAGGAUCCUAAAUAUUUCAAGUCACAGAAGACUGGGAGAGGACAAUUAAAAGAAGGCUGGAGAGAGACCCAUCAGCCAAUUAUGUGUUCCUACAAACUUGUGACUGUGAAAUUUGAAGUCUGGGGACUUCAAACCAGAGUAGAGCAAUUUGUACACAAGGUGGUCAGAGACAUUCUCUUGAUCGGUCACCGGCAGGCUUUUGCCUGGGUCGAUGAGUGGUACGAUAUGACUAUGGAUGAUGUUCGAGAAUACGAGAAAAAUAUGCAUGAAAAAACCAACAUUAAAGUUUGCAACCAACAUUCAUCUACUGUGGAUGAAAUAGAGAGCCAUGCCAAAGCAAGAACAUGACAAUGGAUGAAGUCCGAGAGUUUGAACGAGCAACUCAGGAAGCUACCAACAAGAAGAUUGGGAUUUUCCCACCUGCAAUAUC
Pogoniulus pusillus (Red-fronted tinkerbird) is the source of this 1447-nucleotide messenger RNA. It is a transcript of the gene PITPNC1, whose product is annotated as phosphatidylinositol transfer protein cytoplasmic 1. Gene Ontology annotation, molecular function: phosphatidylinositol transfer activity; phosphatidylinositol binding. The record is from RefSeq and is a predicted model, not a curated record. The transcript has 11 exons. Gene Ontology annotation, cellular component: cytoplasm. NCBI's taxonomy places the organism in Eukaryota, Metazoa, Chordata, Aves, Piciformes, Lybiidae. The coding region runs from base 553 to 1365 and encodes 270 amino acids. Gene Ontology annotation, biological process: phospholipid transport.